AGCCAGCACACCACAGCACCAGCACCACACGUCUGCGACAUUGCCCGGGCUGGCAGCAUUCGACCGCAUCUGUCCGCUCAAUAUUGUUCAAAUGGAUCAUACACCACUCAUCUCGCUGUUAUUUACAUCUUAGCGCUCAUUGCGGCAUCGCUCUGAUAUUAGUCCCAUCCUCCGAACAGCCUACCCAUUGCACACUCGUUCGCGGCCGGUUCCCUCGUCCCUGUCCUCAGGCUGCCUUGCGAUCUCAGCACCUCUAAGAUUGUCACCGAUGACUCGGCGCAGCACAUCACAAACUCCCGCAGAGUGAUUCGUGCUGUUGGCAUUUGAGGGAUCUCGAAUAUGCCCAGCGACCUCCAGAGCCGACUCUGCGUUGACUCCGCCCUCUCACCUCCCGAUCGCAUAUUCCAACAGCUGCGCUGACCAUGGCCAGCUACCACCAAAAUGGGCAGCCUUACUACCCGUCCGGCAACCACCCUUCGUCCGGCCAGAAUAGUGGCCAUGUUCCCUACGGCUCACCAUCCAUAUAUCCUCCAAGGCCUCUAGAGCGCUCGCCGAGUUUCGAUGCGGGAGACGACGAAAGGUACUUCGAUGGAGAAGAGCAGCCGCGCGGAACACAAAGACACAACUCAUAUGCUCCACCGCUCACAGGAGCGGCCGCGAGCCCUCCAGUGAAUCGAGCUAUGUCGGCGAGCGUGCAAUCCUCGGCCACGAUGCCAUUCCGGACAAAUACCCAACAUGCAGCAUUGGGCGGGUACCAGCAUCAAUAUCAGUCUGCGGUGCCCGCUCACGCACCGUACAAUCCCGCUCAGUAUCAUCAACAGCAGCAGCAGCAGCAGGCCUCUUACAAUCCACAACUCUAUGCAGCUCCCCAAUCUGCCCAUCCCACAAGCACCUAUCAGCCGUAUGUCCCGGCUGCGUACGGCGACCAGAACCUCACUCGUCGCACCUCUGUCUACAACAGCUACGGAUCCUACGAUGCGAACUCUCAAUAUAACUACUCUUCAUCCCAACCGCUCCCGCCACCUCCUCGGUCUGAGGCAGUCGCAUUUCCCAACCCACAAGCCUACGGUGCGUACCAGCACGAUAUAUCCCAGCAAUACCCUGUCCAACAUUACGGAGCCUCGUCGACUUAUUCUCCUCCAGCGCCUGCGCCACCGCCGCACGGAAGGACGUCAAGCAUACCAGAAGAGACAUAUACCUAUCCUACGGGCUCGUCGGCGACUUACCCAAACGCAACCCUCACGGCUUAUUCGUCUCCUGACAUCAACCGCAAUUCGUCAUUUGCGAGCCGCAUGAGCAACCAAUCUGCUUCACCUCAACCCUCCAUUCCUACGCCGCCGAGCAGACAACCUUCCAACAGGUCCCCUCAGCGUAUGGGUACUCUCGACCGUCAUCCCCAGGGCAGAUCACUUCCAGGCCUUCCGUCAGAGCCAGAGCCAGACAGUGACUAUUUCAACUCUACAGGAUCGCGGAAUAGUGGAGCCCGCAACACUGCUUCGACAGGCUAUGAUGAUUUGAUGCAAGAUCUUGACGAGGCGAUAGGACAAACCUCGAGACAUACAAGGUCAGGCAGCGACUACAGACACCGCAAUUCGAGGGACGAGCGACCAGAUGCCAUGUUCCAACAGGCAUCGCCCAGACCACAACUUUCUCCAGACGAGGCGCCAACGCAUCUCAAUGGGAAUAUCGCCUCCACCGGAGAUGCCUACAUCAACUAUGGAGCCUUCACCGACGACAGUGACGCUGAGGCUGCUGCCGGGCUCGCUGCCAUGCAAGCCCUGGAUGAACAAGAAAGGGCAGAAGAUGCGCGCCGGCGUAGUGGUUCGGCUACCCUCUUUCCAAGCCAGCCACGUGCGGAUGAAGCGGCCGCCAGACUUUCGUCCCAGGAGCAGAGCAGCGAUAGCGAUUAUGCCGGUUACGGUGAUUUAAGUCUCGCUGGUGGAGGGUAUGCGCCUGACAUGACUUAUGGCGAAACUGUUGUGUCCAACUAUGCGGCUGCCGCAACGGCCAUGCCGCAAAGUGAGCUCUAUGGGCGAUUGAACACCAGAAUGAGUUCAGUGCGUAGCUCUGGCGUCUCCUCGGAGGGAAGGGAGUCACAGACGAGCGGGUUUGAGUCGAUCCCGCCACUAGAGAGCGUUCAUCCCUUCUCUUCUACGCCUAAUGUUGCUCGCGUGGACACCGGGGGCACAGGAGGUCUGACAGAACCCAGCCCGCACCCCAGGCGGUUGAGCUACGAAGACGGAGACGAAUCGACCAUGAUUGAGGCAGAAACUAACCGGACUUCGGCAAGCUCAAGUCCAUCACGAGAAGAAAUGCCGGACCUCUUCUUCCACCCUGGCAUGAGCCAGCAGCGUCCACUUCCACCUCCCCCUUCGCUCUCAGACUCGGCGCUGCGAAUACCACAUCUGAUGCCUGCCGGUACUUACACUCAACAAAGUCGAUUCUCCCAAUACACUGAUCCAAAUUCACGCACGUAUCCUACCGCGCCAGAUGCCUAUCCCAACGCACUACUGAGUCCGGCAAGUGUUCCUCGAUCUACGUCGUUGUCCUCUACACGAAGUGCCCCUAGGGCCGAACAGGUUAACCGCUCGAAAACAGAUGCAGACCGUCAAAGGCUUUUACGGCAGCAGGGGAGACCGAUGUCGGACCUGUAUGACAUUUCCAGUCCGCAAUCUGCGGUAGCACUGGAUCUUCCAGCUAUUCCACGGAAGCGGUACAACCCAUCCAAACUGACGGCUGAUCAAUUUAAGAAAUGUUCGGAACCUUGGGCACUGAGCUCGAUCUUGGCAUGGAUCAGAGAGCUGGCUGAGGAAGAAGUCGAUCUGAAGGAAAAUAACAUUGUUGAAGGCAUUGUUGCACUUUUCAUGAAUAAGGUGCCAACAAUGUACAUUACAGAGGCUGAAUCUUUGGGAGAACGAGUGGUCAAAGAAAUGUUGGAUGCAAAUGCUCUCGUGAGAGAGGAGGAAUGGGUCAAGUUUGGGCCUGGAACGACGUCCGGCGUGCUAUAUCAGCUGACAGGCACCGGAUGUUACUCUUCGAAAUUGCACUUGUACCAUACCCGUGGGCGAUGUUACUCUUAUCACUGCAUGCGGACUCUCAAGAAACUCGAUCUCGACAGCCUCCCAGUUGAGAAGAAGUCUGAAGAUUGGGCAACAUUCUACAAGCUCAAGAAGGAGGACGUCGAAACGCACGACAGGAAAGAAAUUGAGCGCCAAAAUGUCCUGCACGAAAUUGUCACCAGUGAGGACCUUUACAUUAGCCAGCUGGAUGUGCUCAGAGUUCUUUACCGAGAUCGGCUUUCUGGGGCGCAACCGCCUAUUAUACCUACCAAGAAAUUGCCGACAUUCCUCAGAGAAGUGUUUGGCGGCGUGGACAAGGUCAAGAAAGUCAACCAAGACUACCUCCUAGGCCAGCUCAAGUAUCGACAGACCGAGCAGGGGCCCUGGAUCGUUGGCUUCAGCGACAUCUUCCGUGAAUGGAUUCGAAAAGCGAGGCCUGUGUAUGUGGAGUACGCUUCGAACUUUCCUCGAGCGGAUUACCUCAUGCGGCGUGAAGCCGAACGAAACAUUCCCUUCAAAAACUUCCUUGACCAGGCCCGCGAGGAUAAGCGAUCAAACAGACUAGGAUGGGAUAAUUACUUGAAGGCCCCAAUUACCAGGCUGCAACGCUACAGCCUGUUACUUUCUACUGUCCAAAAGAACAUGUUGAAAGACUCCGAGGAGAAAGCCAACUUGGCCUAUGCUUUGGACGAGAUUCGAGCGGCCACUUUCGAAUGUGAUUCCAAGUUUGCGGAAAUGACCAAGAAGAUGGAAUUGAUCGAAAUGCAAACCAAAUUGAGGCUUCGACCACCAAUGGAGAAGGAAGUUGAACUAAAUCUCGAUCAUCUAGGGAGAGAAAUUAUCUUCCGGGGCGACUUGCAGCGUGCUGGAGGCAAAGGCUUUCAAUGGGUCGAAACGCACGCUAUUCUUUUCGAUCACUAUCUGGUCCUAGCGAAGCCUCUCAGCCGUGAUCGCAGGGAGGGAUAUUACGACGUCUCAAAAGUCCCGAUACCGAUGGAUUUGCUUGUCCUUGAGAGCUCUAACGACCCUGCAGUGGUGAAGUCUUCGAUGAAAGGGAUCGGAGCGGUCACCACAACUGUUGCACCCCGAGGCCAAGUAACGCCUGAUAAUCGACUUACAAGAGCGCAGUCCACUGCUAGUGGCGGAACUCCCGGUCCAUUGACACAUACAAAUACCAGUCUCUCGAUAGGAUCUGGCAAUGCAAGCCAGAGCAUGGUUCCCAUCACUACACUGGAGUCGAGCAGUUCCAAAGAGGAGAAAAUCAUGUACCCUUUCCGUGUCAAGCACCUUGGCAAGACCGAAACCUACACGCUCUACGCACCUAGUGCUCAAAAUCGGCAGGACUGGUGCGAGGCUAUAAUUCAGGCUAAAACAAGGCAUGCUGAGGCAUUGUAUUCUCAAAAUGCCGAGCCAUUCAAGCUGCGAGUACUGGCGGACACUGCAUUCGGCUAUGAGGGCAUUACGUAUCCCGCGAAGCGGAUCCUCAUCAAGGGAACCCCCUUGGACAGGGCUAUUCGAGAAGCCGAGAAGAAGUUUGAAGGCCAGGGCCGACCUGCACCGGUUUGCCGGGCUCCUGUCAACUGCGCCACAGUAUUCAACCAGCCAUACGGUCGGCUUAUGUGCGCGAUUGGAACCGACUACGGCGUGUACAUCUCCGAGUAUCAAAAUUCUCGGGGGUGGGUCAGGGCUAUUCAAAUGCAACGAGUGACUCAAAUCGCAGUACUAGAAGAGUUCAACCUCUUUUUGCUCAUAUCAGACAAGGCUCUUAUUGCGUACCAUCUCGACGUUGUUUGUCCGCCCACGGGCAAUCCAGUCGCCCAAAAUGACUCCUCGAGCCGGAAAGCGCCGCAGAAGUUGUCUGGCUCCAAGGAUAUUGGCUUCUUCGUGACAGGCAGGAUGAAAGAGCGGACACUGGUGUUCUACAAGAAGAGGGAUGGUAUAGCAUCCACGUUCAAGGUCCUCGAACCUGUCCUUCAAAAGAGCACUACUAGCCGAUCACGGUUCUUGCCCUCGGCGUCACGGCGAGGGCAGACAGAAUUCUUCCGAGAGUAUGACGAGUUUUAUAUUCCCGCCGAAUGCUACGGAUUGAACUUGUUCCAGUCGAGCUUGGCCAUAUCGACUGCAAGGGGGGUGGAAGUGCUGACCUUGGAGAAAAAACAAACAUGGAGUGUGCCGAACCUGCGAAGCGAUCAGCCAGAGACACAAGCCCAUCUUAGUUCUAUUGCAACUCGGAUCAAAGACCUUAAGCCACUGGGGAUGUUUCGGCUUGGAGAAGCGGAGUUCUUGGUUACCUUCGAAGAAUGUGCCGUCUAUGUUAACAAACAUGGAGAUAUUUCAAGGGGAGUAGUGAUGGAAUUCGUGGGUCGAGCCAAAGCAGCAUCUCUCUACAACCAGUAUCUGAUCUUGGUUGACGACGACUUUGUGGAGAUACGGGACGCCCAAAACGGCCGGCUGAAGCAAGUGAUCGCAGGGAAAGACAUCAAAUUGCUCGACGACGGCGGUGGCGGCUCAGGAGGAGCUCAAACGCAGACUCAGGCCAUGUUAGGAGGCGGAAUUAAUGGACUCGGUCUCAAGAACUUUGGAAAUGCCCCGCGAACGCCGAAGAUCGUCUUGCAGCAUCCCGAGUACGAAAAGAGCCACGUCGUCGUUGAAUUGUUGUUGACCACCGACCCGGCUUGAGAUCAGCAGCGGCGCUUCUUGGAUAACGGGGCUUAGGCAGGGGGCCAUGUUCUACCUCAUUGUGCAGCAAUGGUGAUUUGGAGGGUUUCCGGGUGUUUCAGGAGGCGGACAAAGGAUGGGACGUUCAUGACUGAAUGAAAUAGGUACGAGUCCUGGUCACUGGCGCCUGAUGUUGGUCAUGAGCGAGCGUGGGCUUUCCUCCCGGGUUAUAUGAUGGUGGAAGAUAUGGAUUGGCAGAUCUUGCAUAUAAUUAGUUAUGCUAGAGAAAUGAGUCUCGAUAUUGUUCAUGGCGAUGGGAGAUCUCUUCCAAUGUCUUCCGGUGUCAGUCUCGCAGUGUACGUAGAUUG
Cladophialophora immunda is the source of this 6085-nucleotide messenger RNA. RefSeq lists its product as uncharacterized. Bases 423 to 5738 code for a protein of 1771 amino acids. The record is from RefSeq and is a predicted model, not a curated record. Gene Ontology annotation, molecular function: guanyl-nucleotide exchange factor activity. Lineage: Eukaryota; Fungi; Ascomycota; Eurotiomycetes; Chaetothyriales; Herpotrichiellaceae. The transcript has 2 exons.